AUGUCAGGGUCCAAUCAAGAUCUAUUGCAACCACAGAAGCUGCUGUUACCCCAAGCAUAUUUGACAAAUUUCCAUAAUAGAAUUAGAAAUGAAGACGUUCCUAUGCUGAUUACCGCCCAACCUGUAAGGGGUCAUAAGAGAGCCAAAGUCGUUAAUUAUGCUGAGUUUGAUAACGAUAUUUUAAAUGAAUUUACCACCAAUCCAAAUUCAAAUAACUCAAAUUCUAAUAUCAAUAGUAAUUUAAUGAAUAAUAAUGGUAAUAGUGAUCUCAAUAAUAUUAAUAGUAAUGCUAAUAAUAUGAAUAAUGAUAUUAAUAUGAAUAGCUUAAAUGGCUUUAAUAAUAAUUUAAUUGGUAAUAUCAAUUUAAUGAAUAGUCUUAAUCUUAAUAUUAAUAAUAUGAAUAUGAAUAAUAAUUUAUCAACUUCAAAUUCACUAUUGAAUAUCGAUAAUCAUGAUUUUUUACUAGAUCCAUCUAGAAAUAUCUCCAAUCUAAAUUUGAAUAUUGGAGAUCUUGAAGGAACUGGGUUCUUUAAAGAUUUAAACAAUAAUAACAACACAGAUGAUGCAAAUGACCAAAUAACUCAAAGCAAUACCAACCAAUUACUGAUGGAAGAUGAGCUUUUAAAAAAAUCUUUACCUGAUAUAAAGGAUCAAGAUGAAUUAAUAAAUAUUCUAAGAUAUCCAAAGAUAAGAGCCACUUUCUCUCAAAGUAAAAUUGCUACACCAUAUAGAUUGGAUAUAUCUCCAGAAUUAUCGAUGAAUCAACAGGAACAAAUUAUAAUACCAAUCAAUUUAAAUAUUGAACAUGGUGAUCAUACAAUAAUAGACUCUUUCACAUGGAAUGUUAAUGAUCAUUCGUUAACACCAGAGGAAUUUGCUACUAUUUAUAUUAGAGACUUAGAUUUUAGUAAUUCCUCUUCAUUACACUCUCAAAUUGUAUCUUCAAUUAAUGAACAAAUUCAAGAAUAUGAAACAGUUGCCUCAGUAAUGGUGCCAGACUUACAUGUAAUAAUAAAUUUAACUUGUAGUUUAGAAAAUAAAAUGUACGAAGAUAAUUUUCAAUGGAAUUUAACUGAUAAAUCAUUAUCACCAGAAAUUUUUGCAGAAAUUGUUGUACAAGAUUUAGGGUUAACUAGAGAAUUUAUGCCAUUAAUAUCUAAUGCAUUACACGAAUACAUCUUAAAAGUGAAAAAAGAAUGGCUAGAAGGUCAAUUAAAUCAAGAUCAUGUACCCAAUGGUGCUGCAUUUGGUUACCUGUCAGGGUUGAGACUAGAUAUUGAUGAACUAGGUGCAAAUUGGUGUCCAAGAGUGGAAGAAUUAACUCAAGAGGAAAUACAGAAACGUGAAAUUGAAAAAGAAAGAAAUCUAAGAAGAUUGAAAAGAGAUGCUGAUAGAAUGGGUAGAAGAGGUAGGCGUAGAUUAGAUAAUUUGGAGACAUCUUUAAGAUUGUAG
This is a messenger RNA of Henningerozyma blattae CBS 6284, 1452 nucleotides long. RefSeq names its product Sfh1p (gene SFH1). Gene Ontology annotation, molecular function: transcription coregulator activity. The coding region runs from base 1 to 1452 and encodes 483 amino acids. Gene Ontology annotation, biological process: chromatin remodeling; regulation of transcription by RNA polymerase II. The record is from RefSeq and is a predicted model, not a curated record. NCBI's taxonomy places the organism in Eukaryota, Fungi, Ascomycota, Saccharomycetes, Saccharomycetales, Saccharomycetaceae. Gene Ontology annotation, cellular component: nuclear chromosome; RSC-type complex; nucleus. The transcript has a single exon.